This is a messenger RNA of Trypanosoma grayi, 1197 nucleotides long. RefSeq names its product proteasome regulatory non-ATPase subunit 7. NCBI's taxonomy places the organism in Eukaryota, Euglenozoa, Kinetoplastea, Trypanosomatida, Trypanosomatidae. Gene Ontology annotation, biological process: proteasome-mediated ubiquitin-dependent protein catabolic process. The record is from RefSeq and is a predicted model, not a curated record. The transcript has a single exon. Bases 1 to 1197 code for a protein of 398 amino acids.
AUGCCACCACCGCCAUCACACACUGAAAACGAGGAAGGGGAGUUCCCUGUCGAGGAACCCAUCGCAAUGGACCCCCUCAUCUCGUUGCUGCACCUGCGCCACACGUACACCUCGCAGUACGUCGACGCUGCAACGCGCGAGGAGGCGAAGGCGGCAAUGCUGAAAGAGGCGUACGACCACAACAUGGCGCCUUUCCUCCGUUUCGUCAAUGAGCUGUUUGUGUGGCCGCUAGACGAGGCCAGGAUGAAGGAGAUGGACGCCGCCAACGCAAGGAAGUUGGAGGAGCUUGACGCACGUAUUAAGGACGCGCGGGAGAACCGCGGCGACGUGGAGGUGCGCGAGGGUCUGCUCGCAAAAUGUGCCCACUUCGCCCGCAUCGGUGACCUGCAGGAGUGCCUCAAGUUCAACAUGGAGUGCUCCGGCAAGACGCUGGCGGCUGGGCCAAAGCUGGACCUCUGCCUGCAGCGCAUCCUCCUCGGCAUCGCAUUCUCCGAUAACGAGAUCGCCGCCAACGGCAUACGUGACGCGCACCGGCUGAUGAAGGAGGGUGACUGGGAGCGGCGCAACCGACUCAAGGUGUACGAGGGCAUCUACCACGUCUUCAUACGCGACUUCAAGAAGGGCUCGGAGUUGCUGUUGGACUCCAUCUCGACCUUCGCCGCAGGGGAACUGAUGGACUUUAACGAGUUCAUCCUCAUCACGGUUGUCGCGAGCCUGACGGUGCUGAGCCGCUCCGAGUUGAAGAAGCAGAUCGUCGAUAGCCCAGAGGUGCGCAGUGCCAACAUCAAGGACGUCUUCCACCUCGUCACUGCCAUUCACAACUGCCGAUACAGGGAGGUGUUCCCCGCACUUGACACGGUGUGCCAGCAGCUUCGAGGCAUUGUGUACCUCUCCCAGCAUGUGAACUAUUUUUUCCGCGAGGUGCGCGUGCUCGUAUUCACGCAGUUCCUUGACUCGUAUAGCAGCGUCACGCUGAACUCUAUGAGCGCGGCUUUCAACAUUCCGCCGCCGGUGCUGGAUAACAUGCUGGGAACCUUCAUUUCGAAUGAGCGCAUCGCAUGUAAAAUGGACCGUGUGUCAGAUAGCAUCACCACUUACCGUGGAGACACCACCAACUUUGACUACCACCGCAUCGUCAAGAAUGGCGACCUGCUUCUGAACCGUAUUCAGAAGCUUUCUCGUUUGGCUGAGAUGUGA